This is a messenger RNA of Rhodofomes roseus, 900 nucleotides long. RefSeq lists its product as uncharacterized. Lineage: Eukaryota; Fungi; Basidiomycota; Agaricomycetes; Polyporales; Fomitopsidaceae. Gene Ontology annotation, molecular function: oxidoreductase activity. The record is from RefSeq and is a predicted model, not a curated record. The transcript is spliced from 6 exons. The coding region runs from base 1 to 900 and encodes 299 amino acids.
AUGAAGUACAUUGAGCAGUUCCAGAAAGGUUACAAGCCCCCCUUCCAGGAGCAGGGCUCUGCUCCCGGCCUGCAGGCCAAACUCGACCCUCAGCCUCUCAACGAUGUCACUGCGGACGGCAAACCUUACAAGGCCGCCAACAAACUUGAAGGCCAGAGCGUCAUUGUCACUGGCGGUGACAGUGGCAUUGGUUUGGCCACUGCACUUCUCUUCGCACUUGAGGGAGCCGAUAUCACGUUUACUUAUACGACGAAGGAGAGGGAAGAAGGAAAGGCCGCAGAGCAGGAGAUCAAGAAAAAGACGAACGGCAAAGUGAAACUGCAGAGCCUUGAGCUCGACCUUCGCAAGGAGGAGCAAUGCAUCGUCCUGGUUGAGAAGCAUCUUGCCUUCCAUGGAAAGCUCGAUGCACUCGUACUCAAUCACGGAACUCAGAACGCCAACACCUACCUCCCCACCCUCCCGACUGAACAAUGGCAUAACACCUUCGAUACCAACCUCCAUUCGUUCUUCUACAUCUGCAAGGCGGCCAUCCCGCAUAUGCCUCCAGGUGCAACGAUCAACUUCAACGCGUCCAUCAACAUGGCUGUCGGUCAUCCCGAGCUCAUCGACUACACAGCAACAAAGGGUGCUAUGAUCGGCUUCAUGCGCGCACUCUCCAAUCAGAUCGUUGGAGAGAAAGGCAUCCGCUGCAAUGCCGUCGCGCCCGGUCCCAUCUGGACGCCGCUCAUCCCUGCGACGAUGUCCAAAAAAUCAAUUGAGACGUUCGGGACGACGGUUCCUAUGGGACGCGCAGGCCAGCCGGUCGAGAUCGCGACUGCGUUUGUCUUCCUCGCGUCGCCCGAUUCGAGCUACAUCAGCGGUCAGAUCAUCCACAUUAACGGCGGUACUGUCAUCGAGUGA